AAAACCAUUUCAUUCUAUGAGUGCAUUCUCCAGAUGUUUUUCUUCCACUUCAUUGCUGGCACUAUGGGGUUUUGCCUUGUGGGGAUGGCAAUUGAUCGGUAUGUGGCCAUCUAUAAACCACUGCGGUACUUGACUAUCAUGAACCAGCGUGUGUGCGUGGGGAUAAUGGUACUGGCAUGGCUGGGGGGAUUGGCCCACUCUGCUGUUCAGAUUGGACUGCUCUUCCAGUUACCGUUCUGUGGGCCGAACGUCCUGGACAAUUUUUACUGUGAUGUCCCACAGGUCAUCCAACUGGCCUGCAUUGACACUCAGUUGGCUGAACUGCAGAUGAUCUUCAACAAUGGAGCAGCGAUUAUAAUAAUAUUCAUCAUUCUGCUUGUUUCUUACACCGCCAUCUUAGUCAAGAUCAGGACACACAUCACGGAUGGGAAGCAGAAAGCUCUGUCCACCUGUGUAGCCCAGAUUAUCGUGGUAUGUUUACAAAUCAUACGCAGCAUCUUCAUCUAUGCUCGGCUCUUCAAGAACUUCACCCUGAAUAAGGUGAUCUCAGUCAUUUACACUGCAAUCACCCCAAUGCUGAACCCGAUGAUCUACACGCUGAGAAAUGCCGAGAUGAAGAAGGCCAUCAGGAGGCUGAUGAGCAGAACGCUGUGCUCAGGGAGGGAGAUAGAGACAUAA
Molecule: messenger RNA, 678 nt
Organism: Chrysemys picta bellii (western painted turtle)
Lineage: Eukaryota; Metazoa; Chordata; Testudines; Emydidae
Product: olfactory receptor 4D2-like
Biological process (GO): G protein-coupled receptor signaling pathway
Cellular component (GO): plasma membrane
Molecular function (GO): olfactory receptor activity; G protein-coupled receptor activity
Source: RefSeq, a predicted model, not a curated record